Drosophila bipectinata is the source of this 1434-nucleotide messenger RNA. The record is from RefSeq and is a predicted model, not a curated record. Lineage: Eukaryota; Metazoa; Arthropoda; Insecta; Diptera; Drosophilidae.
UUUCGGGCCGACUAUUUUUUCGUUUCAUCAAUUUUCCCCUCAUGUUUCACCUAUCGAAAUAAAUAAAAUUAGUUCUUUCAACUCCCCAAAAUCAGCUGUUUAUUUUUUUUUGAUCCGGCAACGCCAUUCAAUUCUAUAUCAGUACCGGUUCAUAUUUUGUAACAUUUUACUUAUUUUGUUAAUAAUAAUGUUUAAUUAUUUACUUAUACUUAUAGAAAGUGAUAUUGGUGGUGUAGGCGCGAUGCUGAUUCAGUUUCAACGAUGGAUAAGUUCUUGAACCGUACAACGAAGGAAAAUAUUGAAGGUACGUCGCCUAAAAGAAAGCGAGAAACAUCAUGUGUGUGGCAGCACUUUAAGAAAACCGAGGACAAGACUAAGGCCACCUGCAUUCACUGUGGGAAAACGUUUAAAACGGCAGGAAACACAACUAAUUUAAUGGACCACCUCAAACGUAUACAUCCAAACUAUAGUGUUUUAGAAAUAGAUGGUCAGUCACCAAGUCUAGAUAGUUUGAUGCAACGAAAUAUGGAGUAUGAGUCCCAAAAGAAAAAAACAACGGAAAAAUAUGUAAUGCUCAUGAUAGCACGGGACGUUCAACCGUUUUCCAUGGUUGAGGACGAUGGAUUCCGUAAUUUAAUGCAGCACAUGGACCCUAAAUAUAAAAUCCCGAGCAGAACCUUUUUCAGAGAAGUAAUGCUACCUAAGAUAUACAAAGAUUUAAGAAAGGAUCUGGAAUGUGAGCUCGAAGGUGUCCAGUACGUUGCAAUUACCACGGAUGGAUGGACUUCCCGUGCAAAUGAAGCUUACAUAACGGUUACGUGCCACUUUGUAAACAAAAAGUUUCAGCUAAUUACAGCGGUCUUGUCGACGGCGAGUCUUUUGACGCCCACAAAUCACUCAGCACUCAAUAUCGCUGAUACUAUUCGGCAAGUACUAAAUUAGUGGAAACUUCUACAUAAAGUUGUAACUAUAGCUACAGAUAACGACGCUACAAUGAAGCAGGCAUUCGAACAUUUGCAAAUUAAACAUUUUCCAUGUUUUGCGCACACGAUUAAUUUGCUGGUUCAAGAAAUUCUCAAAUUGGAGAUUAUUCGACCCAUUCUUACCAAGUGCAAGACUGUUGUCGCAUUUUAAGGACGCUCAAAUGUUGACAGUCCCCCUUGGAUUAAUUCAAGAGGUACCAACUAGGUGGAACAGUGCCACAAAAUUAAUAUCGGGCGGGAAGUACCCCACUAUGUCCCUCGUAAUUCCAAUUGUCUGCGAAAUUCAAAUACAAGUGUUUUCUUAUAAACAUAGCUUUAAAAGCGCAGAAGCCAUUCUGGCAUUCAAUUUUUUAAGUGAUCGCUAUAAUGAUCGUUUUGGGCACUAUGAAACGCGCACCGUUCCUAGGAUGGCAACAUUAAUUGACCACAGGUUUAAAAAACAGGGCUUCCA